Beta vulgaris subsp. vulgaris (sugar beet) is the source of this 945-nucleotide messenger RNA. RefSeq lists its product as uncharacterized. The transcript is spliced from 2 exons. Lineage: Eukaryota; Viridiplantae; Streptophyta; Magnoliopsida; Caryophyllales; Amaranthaceae. The record is from RefSeq and is a predicted model, not a curated record. Bases 1 to 945 code for a protein of 314 amino acids.
AUGGCGUUAAUUAACAAUGAUACAUGGAAAUUGAUACCUUGCAACUAUGACAAGAAUUUACUUGAAUGUAAGUGCAUUUAUCGGAUUAAGUACAAUUCUAAUGGUUCUGUGGAGCAGUUUAAAGCCAGAAUUGUUGUAUUUGGCAAUCACCAUCAGUGCGACAGUUGUGACACUUCCAUGUUAACUCUCAAAUUUCAUGGUCAUCUCUUCAAUCUUCUCUUAUAUGUCGAUGACAUUCUUCUCACUGUUAGUAGUACUGAACUUGUUACAAAAUUCAUCGUUGUUCUUUCUUCUCAGUUUGCUAUAAAGGAUUUAGGGGCUCUUCAUUAUUUCUUAGGUGUUCAGGCUGUGCGUACUCCAUCUGGUUUAUUUUUGCCUCAAAAUAAGUAUAUCUCUUAUUUACUCCGUAAAUUCCAUCUUCAUACUGUUAAACCAGUGCGCACACCUGUUGUCUCUAGAGUUACAUUGUUUAUUCUUGACGGAGACCUCCUUCUUGAUCCCACAUAUUAUCGUAGUUUGGUUGGUUCAUUGCAGUACUUAACUAUGACACGUCCAAAUGUUGCUUAUGCUGUUAAUAUGGUGUCUCAGUUUAUAUACAUGCUCCUCGUAUUACUCACCUUCAUGCUAUAUAUGAAAAGAAUUUUUAGAUAUCUGCAGGGCACGUUGGAUUUUGAUCUUGUAUUACUUAGCAGCACUUCUUCUACUGUUGUUAUUGCCUAUUCUGAUGCAGAUUGGGCAGGUUGUCCUCACACUCGUCGUUCUACUAAUGGUUAUGUUGUUUUUCUUGGGAAAAAUUUGAUUUCCUGGCACUCGAAUAAUCAACCCAUUGUGUCUAAAACCUCCACUGAAGCUGACUAUAGAACAGUUGCAUACACAGCUACAAGAACAAUUUGGCUCCGCCAACUUCUUGCUAAUAUCGACCAUUUUUCCUUCGACGACAUGUGA